Ctenocephalides felis (cat flea) is the source of this 1557-nucleotide messenger RNA. RefSeq names its product cytochrome P450 12b1, mitochondrial-like. The record is from RefSeq and is a predicted model, not a curated record. Gene Ontology annotation, molecular function: iron ion binding; monooxygenase activity; oxidoreductase activity, acting on paired donors, with incorporation or reduction of molecular oxygen. The transcript has 9 exons. The coding region runs from base 1 to 1557 and encodes 518 amino acids. NCBI's taxonomy places the organism in Eukaryota, Metazoa, Arthropoda, Insecta, Siphonaptera, Pulicidae.
AUGGGUUACAAAAGACUUGGAUUAGGUCUCAUUCGACGAUUUUUAUAUUCAAAUGUGCAUACUAAAAAUUAUUGCACCAAUGUAACUGAAAUGAAUUCAGCUAAAUCAGUACUUCCUUUUAAUAAAGUACCUGGUCCUUCAACUUUACCAGUAAUAGGAACUCUUCAUCAUUUUCUACCAGGCGGUAGUUAUAACGGGUUAGACUUGGUUGAUCUUGGUCUGAAACUAUAUGACGAUUUUGGAGAUAUCGUAAAUUUAAAAGGGAUGCUUGGUAAACAAGAUAUGGUAUUUUUAUACGAUUUAGAUGAUUUUGAGAAAAUUUAUAGAACAGAAGGAGCUUGGCCAGAAAGAUCAACUGUGGCAACUAGGGAAUAUUACCUAAAAGUUAGAAGACCUGAGGUUUUUAAAUCCGUUUAUGGUCUCAUUCAUUCGCAAGGAAAAGAAUGGCAAGACAUACGGACAGCUGUAAAUCAAAUAAUGAUGCAAAUGAAAACUGCAAGGCAGUAUGUAGGAUGGGUCGAUGAAAUAGCACUCGAUUUUAUCAAAAGAUUAGAAACUCUAUUGGAUUCCGAACGUAAAGUACCCAAGGAUUUCCUUUACGAAAUGGACAGAUGGUCUAUGGAGUCAAUAGCCCGAAUUGCCAUCGACACGCGCCUGGGUUGCCUCGAUCUGCACCAACCAGAGAAUGCAGAUGGUUUCAGGCUGAUCAAGUCAUUAUCGCGCUACUUCGAUCUAGCAUAUCAAGUCGAAAUUUUGCCAUCUAUGUGGAAAUAUGUUAGCACGCCCAAAUUCAAUGAAAUUAUGGAUAUAUUUGACUGUUUUACAGAAAUAUCCAUAAAACACAUACAAAAAGCUAUUAAAAGAUUAGAAGAAAAUCCGACCAUAGACGAAAGCAAUUUGAGCGUUUUAGAAAAACUACUGAAAAUCGAUCCACAAAUUGCUAUAAUUAUGGCACUCGAUAUGUUUUUCGCCGGUGUAGACACGACAUCUUCAACAUCAUUAAGCACGCUAUAUUUUUUGUCCAAAAAUCCUGAUAAGCAAGAUCGAUUGAGAGAAGAAGUUAAUUCCAAGUUUCCAAGAGGCAGCACUCUUACAGCAGAGGGUCUAAAUUCUUUAUCUUACCUUAAAGCAUGUAUCAAAGAAACUCAAAGACUAAAACCCAUUGCUGUAGGAAUUCUACGUAACACUGGCGCUGAUCUUGUACUCGGUGGAUAUUCAGUACCAAAAGGGACGCAGGUAUUAAUGUGCCAUCAUUUAGCUGCCAGAGUAAAGAAACAGUUUCCAGAUGAACACAAAUACAUGCCAGAGAGAUGGCUUCGAGCUGGUUCAGAAGGGUUUCCAUCAGCACAAUGUGCUCAUAAAUUCAGCUACAUGCCAUUCGGAUUUGGCCCUCGUAUGUGUGUUGGAAGAAGAUUUGCAGAAUUAGAAAUGGAAGUCCUUCUCACAAGAAUAAUAACUAAAUAUCGUCUUCAUUGGACAGGGCCUGAUAUGCAAUAUAAAAGUACCCUUAUUACGGGUCCCAUUGGACCGUUUGGAUUGCAUUUGAAUCCAAUAUAG